UGUGAGUGGCUGGAGGCGCCGUCCGAUUGCUUCGGAAAAGUGGUGCUUUGAAGACAAUCCACUUAACCCCAAGACGUAAUGUAAUCGACUGAAAGGUGUCAGAUAUUUUUGGACAAGAAUCCGUUCAAUCUCGCUACUGCUUCGGGUCGUUUGGGUGCACGUUGAUACUUCGAGGCCUGCUUUGUUAGCCUAGCCUAGUUUAGCAGCUAACAAAGAGAACGCACCUGGGAUACACACGUCGCCGAGCAAGCAAACGUCAUGUCCCAAAAUGUCAGAUGUCAGUCAAGCGCAUCGUCCUGAACACCUGGAGUCUGCUCGCAUGGAAGAAGCGGAAGACUCGCCAUACAUCAAGAAGGUGGAGGAAAAAUUUGUCCACAUUAAAGAGGAGCAGGAGGAGUUCCUCAUUAGACUGCAGGACCCCCACAUUAAGGAACAGCAGCAACCUCAUCCCCUCAAAAAGGAGGAGGAGGACCCUCCAUAUGUCAAAGUGGAGGUGGUGGACAUCCCCAAGUGGACUGUUGAGCCCUUGAAAGGUGAAGAUGGAGGUCCGAGUGACGCCAGCAGAGGGGCGGAGCUUUCGAAUGGUAGCAGCAGCAGUUCAAAAGAAGGGUCCCAAGCAGACAACCUCAUCGCUCGACCAUCAGAUUGUGACGACUUCACAUCACACUCGCUGUUCUCAGGUUUCAGCGAAUAUCUUGGUUCUGACGCUCAACAGCUUAAGAGAGAAGUACAACUUUCAAUCAAAAAGGAGGAGGUAGAACUGCCGUACGUGAAAGACGAGGACGAUAUCACCAUGUCGACUGCUGAGCCCUUGAAUAGCGACGAUGGUCCAAGUGAGGCCAGCAGAGGGACGGAGCCUCCAAGCAGCAGCUCAAUGGAAGGAUCGCAAGCACACAUUUUCCUCGCACCAACAGAUAGAAAUGGCGACACGUCACACUCAUCUUACAAAGAUGAUGGUCAGAAGAAAUCUCACCGUGACAACCAACUCUGCAAAUGCUCUCAGUGUGGGGAAACCUUUGCUACUAAGCAAAAUUGUCGUAGGCAUAUGAGGAUCCACAUUGGUGAAAAGCCUUAUGUCUGCUCAGUUUGUGGUCAAGGAUUCAAUAGAAAGCAAAACUUGAAAAUACACACAAGAACCCACACUGGUGAAAAACCUUUUUCCUGCUCACUUUGUGGAAAAAGAUUCACUCAGAAGAGCGCCUUAAUCACACACAGAAGAACCCACACUGGUGAAAAACCUUUUUCCUGCUCAGAUUGUGGUCAAGAAUUCAGUCAUAAGAGUGCCUUAAAAAAACACACAAGAACCCACACUGGUGGAAAAACUUUUUCCUGCUCAGUUUGUGGUCAAGGAUUCACUCAAAUUGACUACUUAAAAGUACACAUAAGAACCCACACUGGUGAAAGACCAUUUUCCUGCUCAGUUUGUGGAAAAAGAUUCACUCAGAAGAGCGCCUUAACCACACACAGAAGAACCCACACUGGUGAAAAACCUUUUUCCUGCUCAGUUUGUGGUCACAGUUUCAGUGUAAAGGGAAACUUGCAAAGACACACAAGAACCCACACUGGCGAAAAACCUUUUUCCUGCUCAGUUUGUGAUCAAGCAUUCACUCAAAUUCAACACUUAGAAGUACACACAAGAACCCACACUGGUAUAAAGCCUUUUUCCUGCUCAGUUUGUGGUAAAAAAUUCAGUGAUAACAGUGGCUUAAAAGUACACACAAGAACCCACACUGGCGAAAAACCUUUUUCCUGCUCAGUUUGUGAUAAAAAAUUCGCUCGCAAUGAUCGGGUUAAGAGACACGUGUGUAUUGGUGGGAGAAGCAGUGACCAAUGACGGUUUUGCCUGUCAUCCAUGCUGCCGUCAUCAGAUUGUGCACGCAGGUCAAUUGUAGUCUGUAGAGUUUCCUCAAAUCCUGUUGAGGAUUGGCAGUAUUGGCGCCUUACAUGUGCUUUGUACAAUCCUUGUAUGAUGUGGAUCCACACUAUUGCCAAAAGUAUUGGCUCACUUGAUUAACUCUCAAGUUGAGUGGCAUUGUUUAUACCACAGGUGUCAAACCGAUUCCAGAAAGGGCCUAGUGGGUGCUGGAUUUUGUUCCAACCGAUAACGCGCAGAGAGUUUAACUGAUGAACUUCCUGCUGAAACAAGUAGCACCUGACAAAGUUUAACUGAUUACACAUGUAAAAGAUCUAAUUGGUGAAAAGGUGUCCUCUUCAUUGGAUGGAAAGCAAACCUGCACCCACUAGGCCCUUUCUGGAAUCGGUUUGACACCUGUGUUUUAUACAAUACUCUCCCUCUUUCAAACUACACUUUUCACAGCUAGUAUUUGAAACUGUAGACCCCAAAUUACAAAAAUUCUAAAUCAUUCAUCUAUAAUAUGAUUGCAGAAAUAUGGAAAAUUAUGAUUGGCUCAAAAAUAUUAGUUUAUUUUGGGGAGGGUUGUUAUAUCAGAGUUUAUUUAUUGUGUCCAGAAAGGAGGAGGAUGAAGCAUUUGCUUUUUGAACCCUACACCCCCUUUUCUAUUCCAUAAUCAUAUCAGUCCGCCCUAUUUAACAAGUCCUCAUAUCAACAAAUAAAUAAAGUUAAUAACCAUAUGCAUAAGAUGCAAGAGAAACAAAAAUUUAAAAAAAAGGACCAAACAAUAAAAGAUGUGUGGAAAACCCCAACAAUUAAACCCCUUCUUCCCUAUACCCUUUAAAAAUGUGAUUGUACCACCUUCUAAACUGGGUCAUACUUGGACGUUGCUUGAGCCCCUCAUCUACUGUAACUUAAUCCACAGCCUCACUCCACCGACAGAAACACAAAAACCUUUUAAUGCAGUCCGUAGCCUCUGAUGCUGUCAGUGAAGCUCCCCCCUCAAACUGUAUUGACCAUCUGUUAAAAAACAAUUUCUGUAUAUUGGCACGAAGUGACCUGUGUAUAGACCCUACUCACCAACGUCACAGAAUGACGUGUCGCUGUAUCCGGCCGCCAUAUUGUCCGUCAGUGUUUAUCCGUAUUCUCAAUGGUUUCAAUUUGUCAUGCAAUUUAUAGUGCAAUUCAUGGAAGCCCCGGUGCUUUCAGACGCUGUAAACUCAUUGGAUGCGUUGCAUAAAAGGCGUUAUGUGGAAAAGCUUCAGUCUAUCCAUUCGCCAGAUCCAUAUUUGAUGCCUAAAUCGAUAUUUUUUGACCCGCUGUCUUCGCCCUCUCCGCCUGACAUCUGCUACCCUGAUAUCUACAACUAUCUUGUCCACACAAAAUCAGCCUAUUCUCACGAAAGUUUGAAAAACUUUAAGAGCAGCACUCUAAGCAACAUUACCCCGUGUGACCCUUCCAAUUUUCUAAAAUGGCGACAAUAAAAAAAAAAUUGACUGCGAUGGCCGACGCGUCAAGGAUAGGUGGGUAUUGGACUAUUUCUUCAAUAAAACACGCAACAACUGUGUCUGCCUCAUUUGCAAAGAGACAGUCGCUGUUUUCAAAGAGUUCGAUGUGACGCAAUAAUGAUAUUACCGAACAAGACACGCUGACAUGUACGACAACAUUACAGGGAACAUACGCAGCGAGAAAUUAUAGCAACUUGAAGCUUGUUUAAUUUCACAGCAGCAGUAUUUCGCAAGAGUCCGAGUGUCGAAAGAGAACGCCACAAAGACGAGAUUGUUGAAAUUAUGAAUUUAGAAAAUUAUAAAGCAAAUGUGACACACAUAAGGGCUCGCUAAAAUUUCUUUAAAUAUAUUGUUCUAUGUAAAUCAGCCAAGGUAGCCCCCCGCAUUUUUACCACACCAAAUCUGGCCCCCUUUGCAAAAGGUUUGGACACACCUGUUUAACUUCUUACACUUAACUUCAAGUCUCUCCGUCUAUCUUCUCUGUUACUGGAACCAACCGUCACACACGCCUUCAGCAUUUUGAUUAUUAAUGUUAACGAGCAGAAAAACACGCCAUAAUAGGAGGAAUUUACGUAGCGGUAAUGCUUAAACCCGACGAGCUGACGGACAAUAUGGCGCGGAGGCGUGGUUGUGACGUCAUGUGAGUAGGCUCUAAAGCCUUAUACAUGAGCUGAGCUGUUUGAAACUGAGCCAAGUCCCUGAGCUUUACUGAUCUGGAUUUUAAAAAAUAUUAUUCAUUAUGUACUAUUCUUAUGGCUCAUUUUUGCAAAAUGAGAAGUGAUUUUUAUUGUACAUUUAGAAGUGGUACCCCAGCCCUCUGCACAGUAGAGUAAAUAUGGCAGGAUUAAAGAACAGUAAGGAAUGUGGAGUGAUUUAUUGUCAAGACUGUGUUUAGCUUUUUUCAGGACUGAUAUGUUUCUUGAUACUUUACUUUGUCCAUGUUUUAUAUGAGCUUUUCAGUUAAUCUUCUCAUCAAUAACUACUCCAAGAAACUUGUUUUCAUAGACCCUUUCAAUAUUCACCCCAUCUGUCUGUAUAUGUACUUGAAUAUAUUCAUUGUUUCUGCUAAAUAACAUGAAUUUGGUAUUACUUAAAUUUAGGGCUGUCAAACGAUUAAAAUUUUUAAUCGAGUUAAUUACAGCUUAAAAAUUAAUUAAUCGUAAUUAAUCGCAAUUCAAACCAUCUAUAUAAUAUUCCAUAUUUUUCUCUAAAUUAUUGUUGGAAUGGAAAGAUAAGACGCAAGAUGGAUAUAUAUUUUCAACAUGCAGUACAUAAGGACUGUAUUUGUUUAUUAUAACAAUAAAUCAGUUCUAAAUCAGUUAUAGAAAUUUUAUAUUAAAACCCCUCUUAAUGUUUUCGUUUUAAUAAAAUUUGUUAAAUUUUCAAUCAAAAAAUAAACUAGUAGCCCGCCAUUGUUGAUGGCAAUAAUUACUUACACUAUAAAAUCAGUCGCACCCAAACGCCAGCAGAGGGCAGCAAAACUCCGCAAAACACAACAAGUGGGCCUUUCACUCUAGUGACAUUUAAAUAUGUCUGAGCUGGGCAAGUGCGUUAAUUGCGUCAAAUAUUUUAACGUGAUUAAUUUAAAAAAAUAAUUAACGCCAGUUAACGCGAUAAUUUUGACAGCCUUACUUAAAUUUAAUGAUCAUUUGUUUCUGUCAAACCAUGUCUUUAGUUUACAAAUUUCAUCAGAAGCCCUCCCCAGGAGCUCAUGCACACUCCCAUAGAGCAAAAGAUACUUGUCAUCUGCAAAUAAAACUAAUUUUAGUAUUCUUGAAACUUUGCGUAUAUCACUUAUAUAAACCGUUUUGGACCUAACACUGAACCCUGGGGGACGGCACAAGCAAUGUCCAAGCAUGAUGAUUAAUACUUACCCUCUUCAACCAGUGUAGUGCCACCCCCCUGAUCCCAUACUCUUCACGUUUAUUGAUCAAAAUGUCAUGAUUAAUAGUGUCAAAUGCUUUCUUAAGAUCUAAGAAUAUUCCUCAAAUCCUCCUAUUCAUCUCAACCGAUUCAGUAAAAGCCAGUGAUGUUGAACUGUUUGCCCUAAAUCCAUCCUGACUGUCGAAAAGUCCGAUUUACUGAUGAAUUUAUCUAAUCUGUUGUUGAAUAAUUGAAUAAUUGAAUAGUUGAAUAAUAACAGAUUUGGUCUAACAUUUACAAAAAAAUCAUUGAAGCCGCUGACGAUGUCAUCCAUAUUAUCUUUCUUCACAUCAUUAUCCACAAAGUAUUGAGGAUAGCUCUGUUGCUUAGCGCCAUUUUUAAUAAUUCCAUUCAAUAUGUCCCAUAUUCCUUUCAUAUACUUUUUGUUGUUAUACAAUACUUUACUAUAGUAUUCCUUUCUACAUGCCCUUAUGAUAUUGGUCAGUUCAUUAUUAUUUUUUUCUGCCUCUGUAAUUCUUUGUUUUAUGACUUCUCUAUACAGUGUAUUUUUCUUACGAGCGUUUUGUAAUCCCUUCGUGGACCAUGGUCGAGCUUUGUACUUUUGUUUUCUGCUGUGCUGCUGUAUUGGGCAGUUUUUAAUCAUAAAAUGAUACGAAUAUCUUCAAAAAUGUUUCAUAUACACAAUUCCAUUACAUACAUUUUCCCAAUUUUGUGCCAAUAAAUCCUUUUUAAAUGAGUUCCUCACACGCCUCUACUUGACAUUCUGCUUUGGCAAACUUCUUAGCUGGGUGCCAUUAUAAACUGUAAAAACUGUUAGGUGAACACUAAUAUUGUUAAAUAACAGUCCGCUUACUGUAUUACUUUUAAUGUCAUUGGUGAAUAUAUUAAAGUAGCACUGUGGGUUGGGAUUCGACUUGGUCCGGUCUGGUGAUUUUUGGAUACAAACCCAUACUGUACAUGGUAUUGAUAAUUCAUCAACCGAUUGGUACUUGUUCAGAUUGAGCAAAUCAAUAUUGAAAUCCCCACAAAUGAACACAACUUUUUGAAUGUCUUUUGAAAACAUUUCUCCUAUCCAGUCCCUGAAUGUUUCAAUACUAGCACUUGGUGCUCUAU
This is a messenger RNA of Corythoichthys intestinalis (scribbled pipefish), 6357 nucleotides long. RefSeq names its product gastrula zinc finger protein XlCGF57.1-like. The record is from RefSeq and is a predicted model, not a curated record. The transcript has 3 exons. NCBI's taxonomy places the organism in Eukaryota, Metazoa, Chordata, Actinopteri, Syngnathiformes, Syngnathidae. Gene Ontology annotation, molecular function: RNA polymerase II cis-regulatory region sequence-specific DNA binding; DNA-binding transcription factor activity, RNA polymerase II-specific. Gene Ontology annotation, biological process: regulation of transcription by RNA polymerase II. Bases 269 to 1834 code for a protein of 521 amino acids.